AUGGAUAUUACCCCUGAAAUCUCAGAGCCACUCGACGCGCUCUCCUACGACGAAACUGUUCCUUACGAUGAAUUGCUCCCCACACAACCGUCCGCCGAGUCUAGCCAGGCUCAAGCAUCUCUCGCCCAUCGCAUUGGCAGCACCAAAGUUUAUUUGUUGUCAGAAACGACUGGGGCGCGAGUCGGAAAGAGGAAACGUACGGCAGACGAAGGAGACGAUGCAGAUGGUGAUGUUGACAUGGACGAAGAUGCCCCUUACAGGGAUAAUGCAAUCUUGUUCUGUGGCGCCCCAAUAUCGCAUCUGCCCACCCCCAGCAUAUUCGCAUACGCUACACAUUUUGACUCACAACCGAUGGCUCUCGAAUGGAUCGACGACAAGACGUGUAUCCUCGUAUUUUCCUCAAAGACAACAGCGCGCUCCGCCUUCCGAUACUUAUCAAAAUCCAUAGCGGAGGAACCAUCCAAAGUGGAUGGUUCUGUCACUGCGAAACCCAUUCCCAUUGCGCUAUGGCCACCAGAAGAGAGGAUAAGCAAAAGCUUGGGCAAGAGCGAGGGGUUGAAAGGUGCUAUUCGGAUGCGGUGGGCCACAUUCCAGGACGUCAAGAAGAAAGGCGCGAAGAGGGAAAGCGAGUUUUACAAGAAGUACGGAGACAAGGCUGGAAAGAGCAAUACCGAGGACGAGGUCAACUGGCCGGCGGACGAUGAUACGCGGCAGCGUAAGAAGCAGAAAGGAGACAUGUUCGAGGAGAUGGCACAGAAAGCACGCCUCGACGAUGAACUGGACGCAUUUCUUGCCGAGGACGAUACUACAGCUCCCCGAUCGCCGUCUCCACCUUCGAGGAUGCGGUCCGAUUACAUGGAUGGGAGGGGGAGGACUCUCUUAGAGCGAACGUCUGUGAUGCGUGCGCGACCAGAUACGUUGGCGUCUCGAAUCAUGGCAGAGCUUCCCAGUCGGGCUCGCUCCCGCAGAGGUCAGAGGCAGGACGAUGGAGGAGGACAGUCUUCCGGACAGUCUGGCCAUAGAGGGGAGGAUGAUGGGACACGAAGAGGGAAGGGCAAUCCGCGUCCCAGAAAGACACAACAAGACCUUGACGAUGAGCUGGAUGCCUUCCUCAACGCCAAAGACUAG
Fibroporia radiculosa is the source of this 1128-nucleotide messenger RNA. RefSeq lists its product as uncharacterized. The transcript has 3 exons. Lineage: Eukaryota; Fungi; Basidiomycota; Agaricomycetes; Polyporales; Fibroporiaceae. The coding region runs from base 1 to 1128 and encodes 375 amino acids. The record is from RefSeq and is a predicted model, not a curated record. Gene Ontology annotation, molecular function: mRNA binding; RNA 7-methylguanosine cap binding.